CCGCGUGAAAGCCUCGCUCUGCCGGGGCCGGCCAUGCCUCUGGCUGGGCUGCCGGCGCGGAGAGGGAGCCGGAGAGGCGGCGGCGGCGGCGGCGGCGGCAGCAGCAGCGGCGGCCGGCCGCGCUGAGCCCGCGCCCAUGUUCUCCUGCUUCUGCUUCAGCGUCCAGCCCCAGAGCUUCGGCAGCGCAGCGCUGCCCGAAGAUGAAAACAAGGAAAACUACCCAGACAAAUCUGUAGUCUUAGAGGAAAGUGAGGAACUGUUUCAAGACAAGGCAACACCCUGCGAUGGCAUUCUAAGAGUUGGCAUGGGGAACUUAAAAUCCAGAAAGCCUACAUCCAUUCCAAAAGCAGAAAAUGGGAAAACCCGUGAAGAAAAUCAG
Messenger RNA from Pseudonaja textilis, 379 nucleotides. The record is from RefSeq and is a predicted model, not a curated record. Lineage: Eukaryota; Metazoa; Chordata; Lepidosauria; Squamata; Elapidae.